GGGGCGCCAAUGAAAUGACUCAGUGGCCGCCAACACCCAAUCGGCAAGAGGCAGGGCUCACAGCUGACCUAUGGGAGCGCGCCGGGGGUGGGCUGUUCAGGUCCCUUUCGCGACCCGGUUAGGUUUGUUAAAGCGACAGGCGCCGCGGCGAGCCGGUGCUUCACCGGGCACGGCACAGCGGCCCCGGCGGCCCUCGGCGAGCGGCGGGCGCCCGUGACAGCGGCCCCGCGGUGCUCGCGAUCCCGGCUGCGGGCCUCCGCCGACCUCGGACGCGGGGCCCGGCCACCCGGCGGCAUGGGCGGCGAAGCGGGGUCCGCGGCGGCCGUGGGCGCCGAGGGCCGCGUCAAGAGCUUGGGACUGGUGUUCGAGGACGAACGCAAAGGCUGCUACUCGAGCGGCGAGACGGUGGCCGGGCACGUGCUGCUGGAGGCGGCCGCGCCGCUGACCCUGAGCGCGCUGCGUCUGGAGGCCCAGGGCCGGGCCACCGCCGCCUGGGGUCAGGGCAGCGGCGCCGCGCCGGCAGCCUCCUCCGAGGUCGAGUACCUGAACGUGCGCCUCAGCCUGCGCGAGCCCCCGGCCGGUGAAGGGGUCAUCUUGCUGCCGCCUGGAAAACAUGAAUUUCCGUUUCGCUUUCAACUUCCAUCUGAACCUCUAGUAACCUCGUUCACCGGGAAAUACGGGGGCAUUGAGUACUGUGUGCGAGCCAUCCUGGAGCGCCCCAAGGUGCCGGAGCAGAGCGUGAGACGGGAGCUGCAGGUCGUCAGCCGUGUGGAUGUCAACACGCCAGCACUGCUUACCCCUGUAUUGAAAACUCAAGAGAAAAUGGUUGGCUGUUGGUUUUUCACUUCUGGUCCAGUCUCGCUGAGUGCCAAAAUUGAAAGAAAGGGAUACUGUAACGGUGAAGCUAUCCCAAUCUACGCAGAAAUAGAGAACUGUUCCUCUCGUCUGAUUGUUCCCAAAGCUGCCAUUUUCCAAACCCAGACCUAUUUGGCUAGUGGGAAAACAAAGACCAUCCGUCACAUGGUCGCCAACGUGCGAGGGAACCACAUUGCCUCUGGUAGCACCGACACGUGGAACGGCAAGACCCUGAAAAUCCCCCCGGUCACUCCGUCCAUCCUGGACUGCUGCAUCAUCAGAGUGGACUACUCCUUGGCUGUGUACAUUCACAUCCCCGGGGCCAAGAAGCUGAUGCUGGAGCUGCCGCUGGUGAUCGGCACGGUCCCGUACAGCGGCUUUGGCAGCAGGAACUCCAGCGUGGCCAGCCAGUUCAGCGUGGACAUGAGCUGGUUAACACUCACCCUGCCGGAGCAACCUGAAGCACCACCGAAUUAUGUGGAUGUGGUGUCCGAGGAGGAGUUUUCCAGACACACCCCUCUCUACCCUCAGCCCCCCAGCUGCCUGGAAGAAGCCUGCUACCCCAUGUUCGCCUGCAUACAAGAAUUCCGGUUUCAACCGCCACCUCUUUAUUCAGAGGUCGAUCCGCACCCCAGUGAUGUUGAAGAGACACAGCCUGUCUCCUUCAUUCUCUGAAUGUGUUCUGGAAAUCACUGUGUCCGUCAUCGCAGCACAAUUUUUUCUUUCUUCCUGCCCUUUUGGGGUGGGAGUGGGGUUUAACUUAAGAUCACAAAUGGAUAUAAAGACUGGAGGCCGUAGAAAAUAAACAAGCAAGAGAGCUUCCCAGUGGAGCAGGGUGA
Molecule: messenger RNA, 1694 nt
Organism: Ochotona princeps (American pika)
Lineage: Eukaryota; Metazoa; Chordata; Mammalia; Lagomorpha; Ochotonidae
Gene: ARRDC4
Product: arrestin domain containing 4
Exons: 8
Coding region: 295-1530 (411 amino acids)
Biological process (GO): protein transport
Cellular component (GO): plasma membrane; cytoplasm
Molecular function (GO): ubiquitin-like ligase-substrate adaptor activity
Source: RefSeq, a predicted model, not a curated record